This is a messenger RNA of Acinonyx jubatus (cheetah), 1931 nucleotides long. RefSeq names its product homeobox A5 (gene HOXA5). Gene Ontology annotation, cellular component: nucleus. The coding region runs from base 1 to 1146 and encodes 381 amino acids. Gene Ontology annotation, biological process: anterior/posterior pattern specification; regulation of transcription by RNA polymerase II. The record is from RefSeq and is a predicted model, not a curated record. The transcript is spliced from 2 exons. NCBI's taxonomy places the organism in Eukaryota, Metazoa, Chordata, Mammalia, Carnivora, Felidae. Gene Ontology annotation, molecular function: DNA-binding transcription factor activity, RNA polymerase II-specific; RNA polymerase II cis-regulatory region sequence-specific DNA binding.
AUGCGCCCUGCCUCCAGCGGGUGGCGCUCGAGUCCGACUGAACGGCCGCGGCGGGUGGCGGGCACGCGCCUGGGGCGCGCGCGCCACCCCUCUUGCCUCCACCCAACUCCCCCAUUAGUGCACGAGUUUACCUCUAGAGGUCAUCAGGCAGGAUUUACGACUGGACAACAAAAGCACGUGAUUCGAAGUCGUACCCCAUAUUUGGGUGCCUACGUAGGAGGGAACCAAGUACAUGUCCCAGUCAUUUCCAUAAUUCAUCAUAAAUUGUGCAAGGGUGCUAUAGACGCACAAACGACCGCGAGCCACAAAUCAAGCACACAUAUCAAAAAACAAAUGAGCUCUUAUUUUGUAAACUCAUUUUGCGGUCGCUAUCCAAAUGGCCCGGACUACCAGUUGCAUAAUUAUGGAGAUCAUAGUUCCGUGAGCGAGCAAUUCAGGGACUCGGCGAGCAUGCACUCCGGCAGGUACGGCUACGGCUACAAUGGCAUGGAUCUCAGCGUCGGCCGCUCCGGCUCCGGCCACUUUGGCUCCGGGGAGCGCGCCCGCAGCUACGCGGCCGGCGCCAGCGCGGCGCCUGCCGAGCCCAGGUACAGCCAGCCGGCCACGUCCACGCACUCGCCUCCGCCCGACCCGCUGCCCUGCUCCGCCGUGGCCCCCUCGCCCGGCAGCGACAGCCACCACGGCGGGAAAAACUCCCUGGGCAACUCCAGCGGCGCCUCGGCCAACGCCGGCAGCACCCACAUCAGCAGCAGAGAGGGGGUUGGCACGGCGUCCGGAGCCGAGGAGGACGCCCCCGCCAGCAGCGAGCAGGCGAGCGCGCAGAGCGAGCCGAGCCCGGCGCCGCCCGCCCAACCCCAGAUCUACCCCUGGAUGCGCAAGCUGCACAUAAGUCAUGACAACAUAGGCGGCCCGGAAGGCAAAAGGGCCCGGACGGCCUACACGCGCUACCAGACCCUGGAGCUGGAGAAGGAGUUCCACUUCAACCGCUACCUGACCCGCCGAAGAAGGAUUGAAAUAGCACAUGCUCUUUGCCUCUCCGAGAGACAAAUUAAAAUCUGGUUCCAAAACCGGAGAAUGAAGUGGAAAAAAGAUAAUAAGCUGAAAAGCAUGAGCAUGGCGGCGGCGGGAGGGGCCUUCCGCCCCUGAGUAUUUGAGCGUUUAAAGUACUGAGCAGUAUUAGCGGAUCCCGCGUAGUGUCAGUACUAAGGUGACUUUCUGAAACUCCCUUGUGUUCCUUCUGUGAAGAAGCCCUGUUCUUGUUGCCCUAAUUCAUCUUUUAAUCAUGAGCCUGUUUAUUGCCAUUAUAGCGCCUGUAUAAGUAGAUCUGCUUUCUGUUCAUCUCUUUGUCCUGAAUGGCUUUGUCUUGAAAAAAAAAAUAGAUGUUUUAACUUAUUUAUAUGAAGCAAGCUGUGUUACUUGAAGUAACUAUAACAAAAAAAAAAGAGGAAAAAAAAACACACAAAAAAGUCCCCCUUCAACCUCGUUUAGUGCCAAUGUUGUGUUGCACUCCAGUUGUUUAACUGUGCAUGUGAGUGGAAGUGUUCCUGUCUCAAUAGCUCCAAGCUGUUAAAGAUAUUUUUAUUCAAACUACCUAUAUUCCUUGUGUAAUUAAUGCUGUUGUAGAGGUGACUUGAUGAGACACAACUUAACUUGUUUGACGUGUAGUGACUAGUGACUCUGUGACGAAAACUGUGACUCCAAGCGGUGUGUCCCUGCGUGCCUUUGUAGGACCCUUUGCACGAACUCUGGAAGUGGCUCUUAUAAGCGCAGCUUCAGUGAUGUAUGUUUUUGUGAACAAAGUUACAAAUAUUGUCCGAGUCUGGCUGUUUAAGCAAACUGUGAUCAGCUUUUUUUUUUUUUUUUUUUUGUAUUUGUUUUUAAGGAAAAAAUACUGACUGGAAACAAAAAAAUAAACUUUCUAUUGUAAGUUC